Messenger RNA from Choloepus didactylus (southern two-toed sloth), 384 nucleotides. Its product is annotated as eukaryotic translation initiation factor 1A, X-chromosomal-like. The record is from RefSeq and is a predicted model, not a curated record. Gene Ontology annotation, molecular function: translation initiation factor activity; RNA binding. Gene Ontology annotation, biological process: translational initiation. The transcript has 2 exons. Gene Ontology annotation, cellular component: cytoplasm. Lineage: Eukaryota; Metazoa; Chordata; Mammalia; Pilosa; Megalonychidae. Bases 1 to 384 code for a protein of 127 amino acids.
AUGCCUAAGAAUAAAGGUAAGGGAGGUAAAAAUAGGUAUAGAGGUAAAAAUGAGAAUGAAUCCAUUAAAAAAGAGUUGGUGUUUAAAGAAGAUGGACAAGAGUAUGCACAGGUAAUCAAAAUGUUGGGAAAUGGACAAUUAGAAGUAAUGUGUUUUGAUAGUGUAAAGAGAUUAUGUCAUAUCAGAGGAAAAUUGAGAAAAAAUGAUAACAAAGCUGAAGUAAUUUUAAAAUACAAUGCAGAUGAAUCUAGAAGUCUGAAGGCAUAUGGCAAGCUUCCAGAGCAUGCUAAAAUAAAUGAAACAGACAUAUUUGGUCCUGGAGAUGAUGAUGAAUUCCAGUAUGAUGACACUGGCGAUGAUGAUGAAGACAUUGAUGAUAUCUAA